Messenger RNA from Anisakis simplex (herring worm), 240 nucleotides. Lineage: Eukaryota; Metazoa; Nematoda; Chromadorea; Rhabditida; Anisakidae. The record is from the annotation of a GenBank genome assembly.
AUGUUCACUAGGCGAGAGGGGGUGGGGGUAUCGGUGGCCAGAGCUGGUCUGCUCAUCAAAGCUGAUCUGCCAUAUUCAUUCGGCCACCAGAACCAUUCUCUUUUGAACAUGGUGGAUCGUCUCCAAGGCAUCUCAAGCACUCUUACGCAGAAGCUGUGGCUUACAAUUGUAAAUGUUACCACGUUACGUAGCACCUUCAUCACGGAGCAAACAGGAGGAUUCAGGACGGCAAAAUGUUAA